Triticum urartu is the source of this 968-nucleotide messenger RNA. RefSeq lists its product as uncharacterized. The record is from RefSeq and is a predicted model, not a curated record. NCBI's taxonomy places the organism in Eukaryota, Viridiplantae, Streptophyta, Magnoliopsida, Poales, Poaceae.
CCAGCUCCCCGCGGAUAUUUUCUCCUCACAAACAUCUCGCUGCCGGGGCAGGCCACCGUCGCACGCGGCAUAAUAGCACGGCGCUUUCAGCCACCAUCACCACCGCCGCCCGCGCAAUUAACACCACCGCUAACGAGCGCGGCCACGGCCACGGCCUAGCAAUACACACCACCAGUACGCUCCGGCAGCAGUAGCAUCGGCCGGCGCGCUUGUGCGGAGAGGUCGGUCGAGCGACAUGUCGAGGCCGAGCAGGAGCGACGCGCACCUGUCCCCGGUGGACGAGGCGGUGAGGGUGGACGAGGUGCGGGGGUACUACGACGGCGCGGCGCCCAAGCGCCACUCCAAGCCCUCCCGCAGCGACCACUCCGCCGUGUACACCGACGCGCUCGCCGGCCCCGGCGCCGACGGCUCCCACCCGGAGCUCGACAAGUUCCAGGACCUGGAAGCCCACUCCGAGAAACUGGUGUGCGAGGGCGGGAAGGCGGGCGAGGAGUUCGUGGAGACGGAGUACUACAAGGACCUCGGCUGCGUCGGCAAGCAGCAUCACACGACUGGCACGGGCUUCAUCAAGGUGGACAGGCCCGCCGGCGCCUCGUUCGAGCUCUCCGAGGACCCGGAUGCGACGGAGCGCCAUGCUUCCUCCAAGGGAAACCCCGCCACAAACGAGUGGAUCCCGUCAGCUGACACGGUGUAUCAGGAGGAGUCAGACAAGCCCAACAGAAGCGACAGCUGAGCCGGGCAAUGGUCUACACUCUACAGCCAACAUGAUCAGAUGCGUGUGACCUCCGGUUAAAUCGGCUAUUAAAAAAAUUAAGGGCGCGUAUUCGUGUAUAUCUGCCAUUUGUUAUUGCGAUUCUUGUGAGGUUCUAUCUACUACUUGUCAAACUCGUGGGUCGUUUUGGGAGCCUGUGUUGUGGAACUGAAUGAAGUGCAGGAAAAUAAAUCAGAAGUAUGUCCAGUUCGUGUUA